CGGGCUGGUCACGUGCCGGGGGGCGGGGGGGAAUGUGGGCGUGGCGUGGCGUGGCGGCCCGGAGGGUCACAUGACAGGGGCGCGGGCCGGGGGCUGGUGGCGCGCGGCGGCGGCGGCGGCGGGCAGCGGCCAUGAGUUUUCUUGGAGGCUUCUUUAGUCCCGUUUGUGAGAUUGACGUUAUUCUUAAUGAUGCUGAAACACGAAAAACGGCAGAAAUCAAAACAGAAGAUGGUAAAGUGGAAAAGCAUUUUCUCUUCUAUGAUGGUGAAUCUGUUUCAGGAAAGGUGAACAUCUCCUUUAAACAGCAUGGGAAGAGACUAGAGCACCAAGGAAUUAGAAUUGAAUUUGUAGGACAGAUCGAGCUCUUCAACGACAAAAGCAAUACUCAUGAAUUUGUGAACUUAGUGAAGGAACUUGCCUUACCUGGAGAACUGACCCAGAGCAGAAACUAUGACUUUGAAUUCAUGCAGGUUGAGAAGCCAUAUGAAUCAUACAUUGGUGCCAACGUCCGACUGAGGUAUUUCCUAAAAGUGACAAUAGUGAGACGACUGUCAGACAUGGUGAAAGAAUAUGAUCUGAUUGUUCACCAGCUUGCUACCUACCCAGACGUAAACAACUCCAUUAAAAUGGAAGUAGGCAUUGAAGACUGUCUUCAUAUAGAGUUUGAAUACAAUAAGUCAAAGUAUCACUUAAAGGACGUGAUUGUUGGGAAAAUUUAUUUCCUCUUAGUGAGAAUAAAAAUUCAGCACAUGGAGUUGCAGCUGAUCAAAAAGGAGAUUACUGGAAUUGGACCUAGUACCACAACAGAGACUGAAACCAUUGCCAAGUAUGAAAUAAUGGAUGGUGCACCAGUUAAAGGUGAAUCGAUUCCUAUCAGACUGUUCUUAGCAGGCUAUGACCCAACCCCUACAAUGAGAGAUGUGAACAAGAAAUUUUCAGUGAGGUACUUCUUAAAUCUUGUGCUUGUGGAUGAAGAAGACAGACGAUACUUUAAACAACAGGAAAUAAUUUUAUGGAGAAAAGCGCCUGAGAAGCUGAGGAAACAACGAACAAACUUUCACCAGCGAUUUGAAUCUCCAGAAUCACAAGCAUCUGCUGAACAACCUGAAAUGUGAACUGGUAGGAGGUGAAAAACUUUGCAAUGCUUCAGCAGGUUAAAGAUGGCAGCAGCCUGUGGGGAAAGAAGGCCAAAAUUCCCAUUACAACUGUCUUCCUUCGUCUUGCAGUGCUGCAUUUACCAUACUACUAAAACAUUCUUCAGUUAAACAUUCAAGUAUGUAUAUACCUUUAAAAUAAAGUGCUUUCUCAAACACUGGAACUUUCUUAAGCUAUUUUAUACUGCACAUUUACUUUUAUUUGGUAAUGUUAUAUGCACUUGGAUAUGCAUAAGCUUAAAUCUAGUUGUUUCCACGCAUGGUAGGCUGGUGUAUUUGAUUUUGCUGAUCACCUAUACAGUGAAAACAAAAGCAUUUCCCUUCUCAUGUUGUUUAUUGCAUGUCUUUUUCCAAUGUUGCUUAUUUGCAUUUGUUUUGUUUUGAAAUGGCAGUAAGGCAAAUGACUAAAUCACACUAAAAAGGUUUAUGGUGGACUUGUCCUAAGACUUCUAAUCACUAUAUUAGACAGGGUUUAACUCAAGCUGCAUGUAUAUGCACUAUGACUAUAACUGGAGCCUUCAGACACCUUACCAAGGUUUCUAAGAAGCUUUGAAUUUCAGUAGCAAAGAAUGUUAGAAAACAUCUUUGCUCUCUCUCCCCCCGGUUCUGACUUUGCCAUUCUUCCCUUAAGCCUUUCAUCUGAGUCGCUCCUGACUGUUGGGGGUUCAUUGCCCGGUAACGAGUGACUUUGGAGAUGUUCUCAUGAUUUCACCUUUGGGUGGCGAGUGGGUAAAGUAUCUGAACGUAAUUCUUUCUCUCGUUGAUGAAAUAAACUCUAGUAACAUUGAUUAUUUUGCGAAUACACAAAAUGUGGUUCCUCCUGGUUUCAUGCUUCUAUUGUCUUCAAUUUUUCCUCAUUGUCUUGAUAGGAAAGGCAAAACAUCUUCAAAGGACAACCUCUUCCUCAUCCAUCUAAGCCCGUGAUGAGGGUAAACAUGCUUCUUGUGCUCUUCUAGAAAGGUAUUUUCAAGCCAGGCAAGCCUCAAAACUGUUAGAAGCUUGUCUAGCACAGCAAAUUGUUUGUCUUGAUCAUCUUGUAUGCAUUUAGUGUUUGAAGAAAUAGCUUAAAUGAGUUAGCCUUCAUCUACUCACAGUUGAGCAUGUAGUCUGUUAUCAGACAUGUGGCUUGGGCAUAAACUGAAGCCUGCUGUGUGGAAGGCUACUUGCGCUUGUAGUUCACUUGGCCUUUAAACCAAGACUUCUCAACUUCAGUGCAAGUGUCAUUGGUAACCUUACUUUAUGAGUAAGCAAAUUACUGAAUUACUUUUCUGUAAGAACUGUUUUAUUACUGUGGCACUUUGAUAAAGCAGACAAAGAUUCUGUGUACUUUAUGCUAGAAUACUUCUCGUAAUAUGAAUAUCUUUGAGAGCAAAUUUAAUUCCCUCAUGUAAGUGCCUGUAUGGAAAUUUAAAAGAAUAAAGUAAAAAGCCAAAUAUUUUCAUGGUCACUUGCAUGUUGUUAUCUGGAGACUAUUCUAAGAGAUUUUGAAAACUGAUUGUAUUUAACCAGCCUCAGAUUGUGCAACCAUGUAUAGUAAACAAGAAACAUACUGAGCUGCUCUUUCAAUUAUUAAAAUAGCUGUAUUCUCA
Messenger RNA from Cygnus olor (mute swan), 2743 nucleotides. It is a transcript of the gene VPS26A, whose product is annotated as VPS26, retromer complex component A. The record is from RefSeq and is a predicted model, not a curated record. Gene Ontology annotation, cellular component: retromer complex; endosome. NCBI's taxonomy places the organism in Eukaryota, Metazoa, Chordata, Aves, Anseriformes, Anatidae. The transcript is spliced from 9 exons. Bases 132 to 1115 code for a protein of 327 amino acids. Gene Ontology annotation, biological process: intracellular protein transport; retrograde transport, endosome to Golgi.